AUGUCGGUGGCACAUAUCUCCCGCAUUAUGCACGACUUCCUGCACCGGGGAGUGGAGCGGAACGACGAAGAACUGCUGCAAUUAGGGGAAAAAGAAGAAUUUUACGUUGCGCACAGUAAUACGUACGCUGUGAACUUGCUCGCAUUCGCUCUCGGCUACAUUCAGUGCGAUCUUACCGACUUACGCCAGUUUGACCAACCUGAUCUUUUGGCCGAUCAGAAGUUGCGCAAAUCGCUCACUGCCAUUGUUAACCGUAUGCCAUCGGCCGAGUUUCAACUGAUCCCACUGGUGCUGCUGUGUAAUGAUCGUAUCGAGGUAUCGUUUUUCCUACGCGUACGAAAAGCUUCACUAUCAACGGAAUGCGUUUAUCUCGACCUAACCAAUCGGAAGUAUGAUGGUUUCGAACAGUUUCUCACCAAUAACAAGUUGCCAUCUUGCACACUUUGGUAUCCGAAGGACGGUCUCUUGCGGUAUGUGAACAUGGCAUCGGACCGCCCAAUGCUGGAGAUCGCUAGUCGUAACAUAACGUGCAACACUAAGGUGUGGGAAGGGAUUACGGUUGUUGGCAGUGUGGUUGCAACGCUACUGGCUUUUACGCCUCUGAGUGCCACAAUAACGGUUCCGCUGAUGUUUGCCACCAGUGCUGCUAGCAGUGGAAUUACGGUCACCGAACUCUUGGACAGUUGCAAGCAUGAAAAGGGUACCGUCAUUGCUAAACGCGCUGUCGCCCUGGCCUUAAAUCUGACCACGUUUGCCAGCACCGGGCUGACGGUGGUAUGCCGUACGGAAAAGUUGCGCCGAAUGUUACCAGCGCAAAAGCUGCUGCAGCUCGAACGGGCCGAACAGUUUCUCGCAGGAACAAUGCGGACUGUUACUGCAGGAAGUGUCAUCGUUGCGGUAAUCGGAACGGUUAAUGGCUGGCAAUCGCUAUCCACCGCAGAGUGGAUCGAACUGGCUGCUCUACUCUGUUUCGCUUACCGCAAAUAUUUCGACCAAGAGAACGCGCUGCAAUUGUUACAUAAGCUGCAGUACGCAGGUGUUUUCAAGUUUUUCAAAAAACUAUGUCCAAACGUACCGCUCGACACACUUCGUUUGCGAUUGGAAGGCACAGCGUUCGAUGGUUUUCUGAAGCUGGUAAUGGAUUAUCUGAAAGAUAAUGUAAACUUCACUGUGGAUGACAGUUUCAUCACAAUUCGCCUAUUUGGGUAUGAACUGGAGUUUGAUAUGCUGUUCAAGAUUGACUGGCAGAUUCUGAAAUCGCUACUGCUGUUCCUGCAAACUACCAAAUCCAAACUCACCAACGUGACCGGUAAAGCAAAAUCAUGGACGCAGGUUGAAUUAAAUGAUGCAGUUACACUUUUUCAGACGGUAAGCGAAAUACCUAAAUAUAUCUGCACGGUGAACGACUUCAUAACGCUCGGACAUGGGCAUCGAUUCAACAUGGCCACCGUGUCCACUUUCCUUACCGCCAAGCAUCUCGAGCGAGUUAGUCUGCUACGCCAGCUUGCAUCAAUGACAUCGAAGCAAGCGGAAGCGCUAAAUAAAUUGCGCGAAUCAGGCCGCAUCAGCGGUGGUGAUCGCGAGCUGUUCAAAUGGCUUGCCAACCACAAGCCCCCCAGCUACGGUACCGCGUUGCUUGCGCUGAUAUCGGUAACAGAAACCCAGCGAGCGAUGCCGGCUGAGCAUUCCAACCCGAUUCAAUUCGCCCACCAGCGGAUCAUCGUUAGUUCGCUGCUUAGUUUUUAUGCGGCAGAUUUCCUCAAUUUACCCGAGGGGGCGCGCCCCAUUUUGCUCGGAGACGAACGUUUUCUGAGCCUUUGCUACAAUGCGAACCAGCAGCUGCUUCCCAGAGCGAACAAUACCUGGAUGCGCACCUGCUGCAGUGAAGUUGCCAUCCAGCAUUUAGAAACUGUUGGACUGCUACAGCAGCUGUUCGAACGCGUUAGUACAACGUCCGCCGGAUCACCAACGCCAGCUAGCGCUCUAGAUUAUGCCCUCGAUUUCGAGAACACGACCGUUCCGCAGGUGUACUAUAGUAUCGUUAGCGCGUGGAAACAUUUUACCGUCCCGCUGGACAAACGAACGUUGCAGACUCGAUUUCUGCUGUUGUUGAAAGAUGUACAGUCGCUCGGCAUGGCGCAGUACUACAAUUUCCCUAUGCCGGAAGACGAACAGUUCGCUACGAACGAUGAGAAAGUUAUCGAAUUCACACGUGCCGCACUGCUGAAACGAGCCGACUUGCAGCACACGCCGUGUUUGAUUCCGUUCGGACCGGUUGAACGAGCCGCCUGCUGGUUGGGGUUACUUCCUGCUCUGCGCAGUGAAGCCAACCGCCAAUUCCUGCUCCAAACGCUUACCUCAUUGGUUUCCAAUGGCACAGGCACCGUGUUGCGUUUGAAUGAUCCGUGCAAGCGAAUGGUGAUGUUUGCUACCGUGAAGGACAAGGUGAUAGUUGAACUGCUAAUCCCAUCCGCUGGACGCACGGAUUUACGCGUAUCGUUCUAUAUGUGUGGAAACAGUAUCUGCACUAUCGGUGCUGAACUAUAG
This is a messenger RNA of Anopheles marshallii, 2547 nucleotides long. RefSeq lists its product as uncharacterized. The coding region runs from base 1 to 2547 and encodes 848 amino acids. Lineage: Eukaryota; Metazoa; Arthropoda; Insecta; Diptera; Culicidae. The record is from RefSeq and is a predicted model, not a curated record. The transcript has 2 exons.